This is a messenger RNA of Thrips palmi, 1080 nucleotides long. Its product is annotated as brachyurin-like. The record is from RefSeq and is a predicted model, not a curated record. The transcript has 7 exons. The coding region runs from base 66 to 935 and encodes 289 amino acids. Gene Ontology annotation, molecular function: serine-type endopeptidase activity. Gene Ontology annotation, biological process: proteolysis. NCBI's taxonomy places the organism in Eukaryota, Metazoa, Arthropoda, Insecta, Thysanoptera, Thripidae.
UCCUGCGAGAUGAUAAAAGGACUGGCGCACUCCGCGCGCAAGCCACUGCUGCUCUGCGAAUCGACAUGGCUGUCCAGGCCGCGCUUCUCCUCGCCCUCUGCGCGCUGGCCGCCGCGGCCAGCGCUUCUGUCCAGCCGGCACCGUUUGGGUCCUUCCAUGCCCUGAGAACGCACGGGGCCGACAGGCAGCCGGGCCAGCCCCGCUCGCUGCGUGUCGUGAACGGCAACACGGCCGCGCCGGGCCAGUUCCCCCACCAGGUCGGCAUCUACGUGGACAUGUCCGCCUUCUGCGGCGGCGCCCUCAUCCACCCCAACUGGGUCCUCACGGCCGCCACCUGCGUCUCCCAGGCUCAACGCUUCACGGCGUUCCUGGGCGCGCAGAACAUCAACCUCCCCGCCGAGAAGGGACGCAUCGCCGUCACCACCACCCGGGCCUACACGCACGACGACUUCGACUCCAAGCUGUACAAGAACGACAUCGCCCUGCUGCUGCUGCCCAGGGAGGUCAAGCUCACCGAUCACAUCAAGACCGUCAGCCUGCCCCCGAGGUCGUACGCCACUAAGGACUUCGCUGACGCCGCGCUGCAGCUCAGCGGCUGGGGCUACCAGAAGGACGGCGCUGCCACCAUCUCCCCGUCGCUGCGCUACGUGGACCUGAAGGGCACCGACAAGAAGACCUGCGUGAGCACCUACAGCUACGAGGUGGUGCACGACUACACGCUGUGCUGCAAGGGCGACAACAAGGCCAGCCCCUGCCAGGGCGACACUGGCGGCGCGCUGGUAGAGCAGAAGCAGGAUGGCACCGCCAUCGUGGUCGCCGUGGCCAGCUUCACGCCCGGCAAGGGCUGCUCCACCGGAAAGCCCUCCGGCUUCACCAAGGUGGCCUCGUUCCUGGACUGGAUCGCCGACCUCGCCGAAAUCCCCAUCCAGGAUUGAGACGGCCAGCCCUCCCUGCCUGCAUGCUGCAUGACCCGAAUGCGGACGAUGCCCCCACAGAUUUAGAUCUCCACGAUGCCGUUUUGCUUUCACUUCCUGACACGUGAAUAAUGAAUAAACCUACAAGUAAAAUGUGUUCGUUGAA